AUGGCGCCAGGAAGCAGGCGUGAUUUCAACUGCCCCUGGAAAGGUUGCAGAAAAACUUUCAGCCGUAGGUCCGACAUCUCCAGACACCACCGAAUACACACCAACGAACGACCGUACCACUGCAUGUUCAAGGACUGCAACAAGAGCUUCAUUCAGCGGAGCGGCUUGACUGUGCAUUCGCGAACCCACACUGGCGAAAAGCCCCACAUCUGCCAACAUAUGGACUGUCAUAAAGCCUUCUCUGACUCCUCGAGUCUGGCGCGCCAUCAAAGGAUCCACACAGGCUGCCGACCCUAUACCUGCCAGGAGCCCAUCUUCUGCCGCAAAACUACCCUCACCAGACACGUGAAUCGCGCUCAUCCUCCUGGAGCCAUGGAGUGCGACCCGUCCGAAGAUAUAUCCUCUGGCCGGUCCUACCAACCUUGCGCCACCGCUGUUCCCCACGGCCAGUAUCUGCUCUCCCAGCAGCCCUUCUGCCCGCCGACCUCCAUAAACCACGCGUUCUACUCGGCCCAACCCAUUGUGGCACACAGCACGACUGUGUCGCCCACACCGAUGGACGUGCAGCAGUAUGUACAGCUGGCGCGGCAACAGUCUGAUUUGAUGCAUCUUGUGUUCGGCUCGCUGUGGUUUCAGCCGGCCUCUCAAGCCGAAGUUCCGCUCGUCGACAGUCAUGCGCUUAUGAUUGGCAUUCCCCAGGACCUUUCAACAUAA
Messenger RNA from Aspergillus pseudonomiae, 714 nucleotides. RefSeq lists its product as uncharacterized. Gene Ontology annotation, molecular function: RNA polymerase II cis-regulatory region sequence-specific DNA binding; DNA-binding transcription factor activity, RNA polymerase II-specific. Gene Ontology annotation, biological process: regulation of transcription by RNA polymerase II. The transcript is spliced from 4 exons. NCBI's taxonomy places the organism in Eukaryota, Fungi, Ascomycota, Eurotiomycetes, Eurotiales, Aspergillaceae. The record is from RefSeq and is a predicted model, not a curated record. Gene Ontology annotation, cellular component: PcG protein complex; transcription regulator complex. The coding region runs from base 1 to 714 and encodes 237 amino acids.